Molecule: messenger RNA, 1142 nt
Organism: Medioppia subpectinata
Lineage: Eukaryota; Metazoa; Arthropoda; Arachnida; Sarcoptiformes; Oppiidae
Source: the annotation of a GenBank genome assembly
CACUCGCAGUCAAUGCCAUACAAAUGGCGUUCACUUUUGUGUUGACAUUUUGUGCCAACUUUUGACUCAUUCAGAGAUUGUGUUUAUAUUUUUCGGUCCAUUAAUUGUGACAUUAAUUAUAAUCACAAUUAAUAUAGAGUUUAAUCUGUGUCUCGCUUUCAUACCAUAACGUACUAUCCAAUCGGGAGAUCAUGGGCUGCGACGGCGGGACUAUACCGAAGAGGGAUGAGUUGGUCCGCACUAAACAGCGUCGGGAACAGACGGACCGUACGGUAGAAUUGGUGGCGAAAUGGCAUUACUGUGCCAUAAGUACUGCCAAACUCGUGGAGCCGAUGGUGUCGUGCGAAUUGGGCCGACUCUACAACAAAGUGGCGGUCAUUGAGUACCUGUUGGACAAGACAUCGACGCCCAACGCCUCCCUCUGUCAACACAUCCGAUCACUUAAAGACGUAAAGCCACUCAAUUUGACCGUUAAGACCGACUACAACGACAAGAAACCCGAAAUCGAUGGCCAAUACAUCGACACUCAGGACUCGAAGUUUGUCUGUCCGGUCGUCGGCAUUGAAAUGAACGGCAAAUACAAGUUCUGUUACAUCCGUUCGUGCGGUUGUGUGAUGUCUGAGAGGGCCCUCCGAGAGGUGAAGUCCGACACUUGCCAUAAGUGUAACAAAGAGUAUUUGGCGGACGACGUGAUUGUCAUCAACGGUACCGACGAUGAAGUGAAACAACUGGAGAGUCGUAUGAAUGAGCGAAGAGCUAAGGCUAAGGACUCGAAAAAGAGCCGCAAACGAAAGGCAACGGAAGUGGAGACCGAUGCCGGUCCUCAGCUCAAGACAAGUGAUAGCAAAACGACAGCCUCUUCCUCAACAUCGGCAACGGAAGUGGAGACCGAUGCCGGUCCUCAGCUCAAGACAAGUGAUACCAAAACGACAGCCUCUUCCUCACCAUCGGUGGCGUCCACAUCGGGUACUGCGAGCGCAUCGAAGACCACAACCAAACCAAUCGACAAAUCAUCGAAAGACUAUUCGGUGGCCAAAGACCCGAAGGCGAGUGAAACAUACAAAUCAUUGUUCACGUCUCACAAAUCGGCUAAAGACAGGCCGACCGCACAUUGGGUUACAUUUAAUCCGUGUUAUAAUUAA